Messenger RNA from Pygocentrus nattereri (red-bellied piranha), 2532 nucleotides. RefSeq lists its product as uncharacterized. Gene Ontology annotation, molecular function: iron ion binding; protein binding; oxidoreductase activity, acting on single donors with incorporation of molecular oxygen, incorporation of two atoms of oxygen. The transcript is spliced from 15 exons. The record is from RefSeq and is a predicted model, not a curated record. Gene Ontology annotation, biological process: linoleic acid metabolic process; lipid oxidation. Lineage: Eukaryota; Metazoa; Chordata; Actinopteri; Characiformes; Serrasalmidae. The coding region runs from base 340 to 2340 and encodes 666 amino acids.
AUUCGGCGCUCUCACCGCCGCGGCCCGGGUUCGAUUCCCGGUCAGGGAACGACGUUUUGCGAUAUUUUCGGGUGAACUAAAACCUUUAGACUGUCGUAGCACACGGUGGGAAUCGAUGGCUCUGUCUGAUCGUUAAAAGCAUCACACUACAGUCGAUCCGUGGUAGGAAAAUGAGGCCUACCACAUUCAUAAAGGUCAUAUAACUCGGGAUACAGGAAGAGUGUAUAAAGUAAGCUCAGCCACCCACACGCUAAGAGAAACACUGUGCAGAGUACAGGAGAGUCGCAUCGUACAACCGAGACUGCAAUCUGAACAGCAGAAUUGUUCACGUGAAGUCAAAUGGAGGAAUUUCAGGUGACAAUUCGAACUUCACCUGGGCCUCUCGCGGGAACGUAUAACACCCUUUGGGUCUCACUGAUCGGUUCUCAAUGUGAAUGUCCACCAGUGAGAGUAGUUCCAGAUGGACAAUGCCUCCUGCCUGGUUCAACCUGCACUGUUGUGGUCAAGCCUGAAAAGGAGGUUGGCACAGUGGUUCUGGUGCGGUUGCGUCUUGAGACUCGGCCUGGCUUUCCCAAUUUGAACUGGCACUGUCUGGACGUGCAGCUGAAACCGAGAGCUGAUGCUGCAGAGGUGGAGCACUUCCCCUGCAACAAGUGGAUCAAGACUGCAGAUGGUGAUGUUGAGCUUCGCAGCAAUAGAGUGUGCCUGCCAAAGGGGGAAACUCUGCAGAUACUGAGAGAGCACAGAGCCAGGGAGCUGCAGACAAAACAACAACUCAUCAAAUGGAGCACGUUUGCUGAAGGUAGCAUUCGUUGUAUAGAUAUGACCAGCUCACAAUCCCUUGGCCCCAAUUUGAGCUACACUCGACAAAGCCCGGGUACCAACUUGAAUUAUCUUAGAGGGUUUACGGACAGGGCAGAACCUUGGAGCAGUCUGGAAGAGCUGGGGAUCCUGUUCAUCCACAAUGGAAAAGAUAAUGCAGUUGCUAGGUAUGUUCAGGCUCAUUGGAGAGAUGACGCCUUCUUUGGUUAUCAGUGUCUUAAUGGAUGCAAUCCUCUACAGAUCAGACAGAUCCACAGCCUUCCCACGAACCUACCGGUUACAUCUGAGAUGCUGAGGGAUUUCCUGCCUGUGGGUUCAUCUCUGGAGCAGGAGUUGGAAAGAGGAGCUAUAUUUCUCCUGGACUAUGAGAUACUUGAUCAGUUGCCUGCUAAUGUUAUCAAUGGCAAACAGACGUACCUGGCUGCUCCUCUGUGCCUCCUGCACUACAACCAACAUGGACAGCUGAAGCCCAUUGCUAUCCAGCUCCAGAGGACUGCUGGUCCACAGAACCCUCUGUUCCUGCCUUCGGACCCUGAACCUGACUGGCUUUUAGCAAAGAUGUGGGUUCGUAACUCAGAUUUCCAAGUUCACCAGCUGCUCUCUCAUUUCCUGCGUACGCACAUGAUAGGAGAAGUGUGCUGCGUGGCUACUCUCAGAAGGUUGCCGGAAAUACACCCUCUGCACCAGCUUCUGAUGCCUCAUUUAAAGACCUGUCUCCAGAUCAAUAUCCAGGCUCGAACCGCUCUUCUAGCCCCUAAUGGUGUAUUUGACAAGGCCAUAGGCUGUGGCCUGAAGGCUGCACCCCUUUUGCUUGCUCGGGGGACACACCAACUACGCUACACUUCAAUGUGUGUCCCGGAUGACCUGAAAGAGAGAGGACUGGACAAACUGGCCAACUGUUACUAUGCACAAGAUGCUCUUAGGGUGUGGAAUGCCCUUCACAGGUUUGUGGUGAGCUGGGUGAACCUCUAUUACUGUAGUGACCAGGAUAUCCAACAGGACUGUGAGCUACAGAGUUGGAUCCAAGAGAUCUUCACUGAGGGGUUGCUUAGCUUCACUCACACAGGUUUUCCACAAUCAUUUCAGACCACCGCAGAACUGAGCAAGUUUGUCACCAUGGUGAUCUUCUCCUGCUCGGCACUGCAUGCAGCUGUCAACUUUUCACAGGUGGACUUCAACCUGUGGAUACCAAACUGCCCGGCCGUGAUGUCACGCCCCCCUCCUGAGGUCAAAGGGUCAGUGACCGAGGAAGAGCUUCUGUCUUUUCUCCCGGAUAUUAACUCAACCUGCAGCGUGCUCACUAUACUGUUACUUCUGUCACAGCCUGCUGCUGACUAUGUGCUCUUGUGCCAUUAUCGUGAGCAGUACUUCAGGAGCGGUGAUGUUUGCAAGCUUGUAGAGACAGUACAGAAAGAGCUGAGAGCCAUUGCUGAGGACAUCACCAAGAGGAACAGCAAAAUGGAGCUUCCGUACCCCUAUCUCUCCCCCAAUAACAUUGAAAACAGUGUGGCUAUUUGAAAGCAUUACUUUAUGUGCUUUAAUUUUUUAAUAAUACGCUUAUAAUACAAUAUGCUCUUUUUAUCCAAUUUCUCUCAAGAUCUCUCAAAAUAUGAAUACAAAAUACAAGUUUAAAUACAAGGUAAAUGUUAUAUGAAUGAGUAGUUUCCCGGCUACAGUUCUGUGAUCCUAUACAUAUGUAACUCUGAUGUA